Messenger RNA from Funneliformis caledonium, 129 nucleotides. NCBI's taxonomy places the organism in Eukaryota, Fungi, Glomeromycota, Glomeromycetes, Glomerales, Glomeraceae. The record is from the annotation of a GenBank genome assembly.
AUUAAAGCUAUUGGAUAUGAAAAUAUUUUUGAUUAUCCUAAUAAAGUAUUAUUAACUAAAGAAAUAAAUGAAGAUUUUAAUUUUGAAGGAAGAGUGAUUCAUUUUGCUAAUGAUUUAACAGCAAUAUAG